This is a messenger RNA of Mytilus californianus (California mussel), 1867 nucleotides long. RefSeq lists its product as uncharacterized. Bases 19 to 1038 code for a protein of 339 amino acids. The record is from RefSeq and is a predicted model, not a curated record. The transcript has a single exon. Lineage: Eukaryota; Metazoa; Mollusca; Bivalvia; Mytilida; Mytilidae.
UAUAUUUUAAAGAGAAAUAUGCAGAGUGCCUAUAUGUAUCUCCAGAGAAAGCUGCAGUACAUCUACAAAAUGUUAGAGGACCAAUGCAAACAAGUGCCGAACGAUGCACGACAGCCCAGAUACUGCAGAUAUAUUACAAAAUUUGCCUCUCAUUUCGGGAAAGAGUGGUGUAUGGUGGCGGGGAGCACGGCAGAAGGAACCAGACUGCGGUCGAACAUAAACGAAGGAGACUUUGAUUAUCUUAUCAUAUCAGGUAUAUCCAUACUCGUAGACGCUUUGGAACACAGAGAGGGUCUACCUUGUUUUGUUCACGUCAGAGGUGACAAAAUUCAACACUCAUUUUCACACAGUUUGGUAGACGGGAAAUACCUGAACAGCCGUAUUCUAAAGGAAGUUGACGGUGAAGCUUUUAAAAUAAUGCGGGGUCUGUUUCAGGUCUUUACAAUGCCAUUUGAUUCUACGGGUAAACAUUCUCAUGAUGUUGACUUCAACCGUGAAGCUAAACCUGGUAUAUGUAAAGAACACUACGUCGGCUUCCAGUGGGUUGAUGAAGAUGCCGAGAAUAUAUACAUGAGAAAACAGGAAACAGACAUGAGGGCUACAAACAAUUAUUUCCAAUCAGUAAUGGACUCAAGUGAUUUAUCUCCCUGUAUGAAAUCUCUUCUUACUAACCUUCUUAGUAUUCUUGCUGAAACAGAACCAAACGACGAUUCAAGUACUGCGAUGGGUCAAACAUUUGGUGGGUUGAUCGAAGCAGUCAUCUCUGAUUCUGCGAUCGCCAAAUCAACUUCUUUUCAGCCGAAAAGAAGCAAACAGAGUAUAGGGGAAAACGACAGAAAUAACAUUGACGAUGCAUCCAGCAAAAAGGUUUUCAGGGUUAAAUUUAACUACAAAUCAAGCAAAGAUUUUAUUGCUGCAUUUCCUCUUGAGGGAAAGCUCAAAUGUUUUGAAGAAUGGAGAGUUCGGAUACUGACCAGUGACAAAGUAUUGUGGCCAAGCUCAGAAACAGUCGAACGGAUCUGUCAGUCGGAUGUGUAAGUUGUAGCCAAGCCGGCAAUUGUCAACCCUUCUGCCGAUAUAGAUUUUUGCCUAGGCUUCAAUCAGGCGGAACUUAUCUUAGCUUCUAGCCUUAGUUCUGAUCAAAGACUAUGUGUCCUACUUCUAAAAGCCCUCCAAAAAGGGAUACCUUGAACAUUAUUCUUCACUGCUUACCACUUUUCACUGGAAAACUGCCUUUUACCAUCAGUGUGGACAAAUCGAUCCUGCUCUCUUUGAUCGUCAUUCUACAAUAUUGUUAGCCCUCGAAAGCUUAAGUAUAUUGUCAUACAUGAUAGAGUGUUUAGACAGAAGAUAUCUCAAGCACUAUUUCAUAAAGAGCAAUUUAAUUGCUCAUAUUACUGAGACAGAAGCCAUGGAAAUCCGAGAGAAGAUCAAAGAAAUCAUUUCAGAUCCAGAAGCAGCUCUCCAAGUGUAUUUCGAUAUGAAUAAAGAAUGCGAAAGCUCAAAACAAGAAGAGGAGAUUUCUAUGAGAGAAAUGGAAGAAAUGAAGAAACGAAGAAAUGAUCCGUCAAAUAAAAAACCAGCCGACAAAAUAAUUAGCAUGAUGAAUUAUUUACAGAAAGUAGCCACCAGCAACGAUUCUAAACUCACACAAACUAUUAUGGAUACGUUGUAUAUGGUAAUUGAGGAGGAAACAGAUAUUCCAUUUGUUAGACCAAAUACCACACAGAAGCAGUGUAGCCUGAACGAUCUCUUGGCACAUGCUACUAGUUAUUCCACAACAAACUUUCCCUCACGAAACGAGAAGAAAAAGGCAUUGGAAGACUUAAAGGCGAAGGCGUUUGCUACAUUUCUAUCUUCUUUCGAU